Colletotrichum destructivum is the source of this 525-nucleotide messenger RNA. RefSeq lists its product as uncharacterized. The record is from RefSeq and is a predicted model, not a curated record. NCBI's taxonomy places the organism in Eukaryota, Fungi, Ascomycota, Sordariomycetes, Glomerellales, Glomerellaceae. The transcript has a single exon. The coding region runs from base 1 to 525 and encodes 174 amino acids.
AUGAUGCAAGCCCUUCGCCUUAUCGCCGCAAUUUACGCUGUUGUCGCCGGCGUUUCCGCCGCCGCCGUUAGUAUCCGGCGCGGCGCACCAGAGAACGCCGCCGCCGUCGUCUCCGAGCGGCGCCAACUCGAUAACGGCCCCCGAGCCCCGGAGGUCGUGUGGACGGCCGAGAACUACAUCUGGGGCUGCUCGCCCGGCGGCUGCAGCUCCCGCUUCAACAUCAGCGCCCCCGACGACUACAUACCCGGCGCCCCCGGCUUCAACGUCGUCUGCAGCCCCAUCUACAUCCAGCAGGGCUGGGUCCCCUGCCGCAACCCCGACAACAGUCCGCCGCCGUCCAACGGCUCCCAGGUCUUCUCCAUCUGGACCGCCGGCGCGGACCGUGAGCGCCAGUAUCUCGGCGUGUCGCACGUCUACAAGCGUCUCGAGGACGGCCGCACCUGGAACGCCACUGCCGGAACAGAUUUCCUUCCUGUUCAAAACAUGAGCAUUGCAUUUCCAGUCACCACACACGCCAUUGUCUGA